AAUCCUUGACAAAACUUUCAAAUUCAAACUCAUUUUUCAUUAUUCAUUUGAAGAGUGUUGAGUGUUGAGUAUGAUCUCAUUUGUGGGUACUCUUGUGUUGAUUAGUUGACGACUAACUCAAACAAACUCAUUAAUUUAAAAUGUUGAAAUCAAAAAAAGAAUGUAAUUUGAUCAUCAUAAAUGAUUCUAUUCUGAACAAUACAGCGGGUGAUACUUACAGUUCCUUUUUCAUAACAAAUCUGAAGAAUUUAGGUUAUACUGUAUCCAAAAUUAUUAUAAUUCCAAGUGAUUUUAGAACAAUUAUACAAGAACUUACUUUAUCAAAUAGACAAUAUGAUUUAACAUUAAUCGUGACUAAUUUAUCUAAUGGAAUUGUUGGACAAGCUUUAGGAAAGUUAUUUCAGAAAAAAUUGGAAAAGAAUGAUGAACUAGAAAGGAUAUUAUCAGAGAAGAAUAUUCCAUACAGUGGAGAGGAAUUACAAUAUCCUAUUUGUGUCAAUAUUCUAGAAGGGGAAAAAUAUCCUCUUAUUCAUAUCCAGAGAUUAUUCCUGAUUAACGAGAAAUAUAUUGAUAGCAUAUUCCGAUCAGUAUUCAAACCAUACUUGAGGAAAUACAGCGAACCUUCAUCAUUUGAAAAAAUCGCUGAUAUUUAUCUGAAUGGUAAUAGUAGUAAAUUGGACGAAUUGAAGUAUAAUAUGAUAAAGUACCAACUCACCAAAACAACCGACAACAGUGUACUUAUGGAAUAUAAAUGUGAAGACAUAGAUUGCCUUCUUGAAUUUGAAGAUGAUUUGCGACGGUUAGUGUUUGUAAAUUGUUCUAAGCCAAUAUUGCACGAUCAUUUGUAUUCAGAUAUGAAUUUGCAAGUGAAAAACGCGAUUCAGGUAAUAGAGACAUGCUUUGAGAAAUACGGCCCAGAAAAUACGUUCUUGAGUUUCAAUGGAGGCAAAGAUUGUACUGUUCUCCUUCAUCUAACUCUGAUUGUUCUAGAGAAGCACUAUCCGUGCUAUUCACAAAAACCGUUAUGUUUAUAUGUGCAAGGAGAUCAGCCAUUUAAGGAACAAGAAGAAUUCAUUCUAAAAUGUCAGCAAUAUUACAAUUUGGAGAUUGUUACAUUGAAAAUGGGUAUCAAGGAUGCGUUGGCGAGCAUAUUGAGGGAUUGUCCUAAUCUUAAAGCUUGUCUCAUGGGAACUAGGAAAACAGAUCCAUUUUCUCAAACUCUAUCAGAGUUUCAGCUUACUGACAAAGAUUAUCCUGAAGUAAUGCGAGUAAAUCCUCUUCUCAACUGGAGUUACUACCAUAUUUGGGACUAUCUACUCUACUAUAAAGUUCCCUAUUGUAAACUGUAUGAUAUGGGGUAUACAUCCUUGGGAAAUGUAGAUAAUACUCUUAAGAAUCCUCUCUUGUUAUACAGUGAUCCAAUAAAAGAGAGUGAAGAAUACUUACCUGCGUAUAAGCUCCUACAGGAAGGAAGUGAGAGAAUUGGGAGGAAUAGGUGAUGUGUGAGCAUCUUUCUUGCAAUUCUUCAUUAUUUUCAGUUAGUCAAUUACAAAAAAUUCCUGCAAUACUCCGUACUUGUGUAAAUAAAAAUGUUAUAUUUCCUAAGUAAUUUGGAAUAAUAAGAAAAUAUCUUUGUUAACGCUACCAAAGUUUAUAUUUGUAUAUAGAGAACUACAGAAAUAAAAUGUAAUUUAAAUUUAA
Messenger RNA from Coccinella septempunctata (seven-spotted ladybird), 1701 nucleotides. Its product is annotated as FAD synthase-like. The record is from RefSeq and is a predicted model, not a curated record. Gene Ontology annotation, molecular function: FMN adenylyltransferase activity. Lineage: Eukaryota; Metazoa; Arthropoda; Insecta; Coleoptera; Coccinellidae. Bases 141 to 1499 code for a protein of 452 amino acids. The transcript is spliced from 3 exons. Gene Ontology annotation, biological process: FAD biosynthetic process.